Messenger RNA from Magnolia sinica, 2082 nucleotides. Its product is annotated as endoglucanase 10-like. Gene Ontology annotation, biological process: carbohydrate metabolic process. The record is from RefSeq and is a predicted model, not a curated record. Gene Ontology annotation, molecular function: hydrolase activity, hydrolyzing O-glycosyl compounds. The transcript is spliced from 7 exons. NCBI's taxonomy places the organism in Eukaryota, Viridiplantae, Streptophyta, Magnoliopsida, Magnoliales, Magnoliaceae. The coding region runs from base 1 to 2082 and encodes 693 amino acids.
AUGACUGUGGCAGAGUACGAAAACCGGUUCACGGAGCUGCCCAGAUACACUCCUUUGAUCCAAGCAAGCAAGCCAAUGAAGAUGCGGCGAUUCUCUGAGGGUUUGCGGCCUGAGAUCCGCUCGAAGAUGUGUUAUGCUAGCAUUAAUAACUAUGCUGAGCUAUUCUUGGUUUGCAUGGUUUUAUUCAUUACCUCUCUUUCUUCUCAUUUUCCUCUCUAUGUCCGAAUCCAAAUCUUCCUCUCUCCCUUGCAUGCUUCUACAUCAACUAGCAUGGAGGAAAAUGCAGUUAGCUAUGUUCAUUCGAUAUCAGAGGCCAACCGUCUUCUCCCAUCCGCCAGCCGUUGGAAUUCCAUCGAGAUUGAUUUUGGCCUACACCCAGAGUCACGUUCAUGCGAUUCUCUUCCUUCCAAUUACCCCAAAUCCGUUGAUUGCAAUCUUGUUAUUGCCGAUAAACAAGCAUUCAAGCGAUUCAUCUACAUCUCGGUCUCGCUAAUUCUCAUUAUCAUCACAAUCAUUCUGUUGUUGAGAUUUUUACCUCACAAGCAUUCCCAUGACAAGUCUCCCAAGAACCUUGCUCUUGCACUAAACCAAGCUCUUCUGUUCUUCGACGCGCAAAAAUCUGGGGUUUUGCUUGAGAACCAUACAGUGAAGUUUCGUGGCGUUUCGGGCUUGCAAGACGGGUAUUCAGGCAAAAUCCAUGUUGAUCUUGUUGGUGGAUUUUAUGAUUCGGGCAAUAACGUUAAGUUCGGAUUUCCAACGGCUUAUACAAUCACUUUACUGAGUUGGUCAGUAAUUGAAUACCAUCGAAAAUACACUGCGAUGGAUGAACUUGAUCAUGUCAGGAACAUUAUCAAAUGGGGAACUGAUUAUUUGCUUAAGGUCUUCCAUCCUUCCAAUUCUACUACUGAUCCCGCCGUCUUGUAUUCUCAAGUUGGAAGUACAAGCACUAAUGUGGUUAGUGAUAUUACUUGUUGGGAAAGACCUGAAGACAUGGAAUACCCGCGGCCUGUUUCCAUGUGUAAGUUGGCAUCUGAUCUAGCUGGAGAAACUGCUGCAGCAUUGGCAUCAGCGUCAUUAGUUUUCAAGGAUGAAAAGGCUUACUCGAAAGAAUUAAUCCAGGUAGCAGAAGAGUUAUUUGCAUUUGCAACAAAUGAAGAAAACCUAGGACGCUACACCAUGGAUAAAGAUUGUGGAGCUGAAGCACAAAAUUUCUACAAUUCUUCUGGUUACUUGGAUGAGUUGGUUUGGGGAGGAACAUGGUUGUUUUUCGCCACUGGAAAUGAUUCAUACCUUAGAAAUGCGACUGAGAUGUUCGAGUCCGCCAUGGAAGCGGAGCUGACUGCUGAUACAGGAGUUUUUUACUGGAAUAAUAAGCUUCCGGCAGCUGCGGUUUUGCUAACAAGACUAAGAUAUCUCCACGAUCUUGGCCACCCAUUUGAAGCCACACUAAGAUCAAGCUCAAACAUGACUGAUAUGAUCAUGUGUUCUUAUCUCUCUAUUCAUCAAAACUUCAACAUGACACGAGGUGGGUUGAUUCUCUUGAGGCCUGAUCAUGGUGGCCCACUCCAGUUUGCAGCGGCUGCGGCGUUUCUUAGUAAAUUAUACAAAGACUAUCUUGGUAUUAUUAGGAGUUAUGGAGGGAGUUGUGGCUCUCAGUCAUUUUCCCUACAAAUGUUAAACACCUUCUCUACAUCUCAGGUGCAAUACAUACUAGGAAAUAACCCAUUGAAGAUGAGCUACUUGGUGGGUUUUGGAGACCAUUUCCCAACCCAAGUACACCACAGGGCUGCAUCAAUUCUCUGGGACGACCAAUACUACUCUUGUGCUGAAGGGAGCAGAUGGCUCCACUCAAGAGAUCCUAAUCCAAAUGUCUUGAUAGGUGCCAUGGUAGCUGGCCCAGAUCAGGAUGAUAAGUUCUCGGACGAGCGGGAUGCGCCCCAAUACACAGAGCCUAGCUUAUCGGGCAAUGCUGGUCUAGUUGCGGCCCUGAUCGCACUUUAUGAUCCUACUUCCCCCUCUUCGACGUCGAAUGAGAUUGAUGGAGGCAUUGAUCAGAUGGGUAUCUUUGCAAACAUCAUGUAG